AUGGGGAAGCGCUUGGAUAAACUGCUGUCAACAUUUUGCUGUAUCUCUCCGACAACCUCGAUCAAUAAUUCUCAAUCGCCGACAACCUCAUUCAGUAAUAAAUCUCAAUCGCCGAUUUUCAGCUGGUAUCAAGAGGAUAUUUGGACAGAGAUUGCAAAGUACUUGGAUGGUAGAUCUCUAGUGAUGCUUGCAGUGACUUGCAAAUGGUUUCGUGAUGUUCUGAGGGAAGAUGACGUGUGGAAGUAUGCAUGUUUGCGUGAUUUUGAGCUUCCUGACCCCGGAAAAUUAGCAACAUUCAGCUGGAAAAAACUCUAUGCGUUAGCUUUUGAUGGAAGUCACUCUUACUUGUUCCGUCAUCCGGAGAAGUGUUUUGAGUGGAAGCGGAUUGGAGCUUUUAUUUUUCACUCAUCUUCUGCCCUGCUGAAGCUGACUGAGAGUUUAGUUAAUCCCCUCGGAAUUCGCAAACCAGAUGUCAGAGCUGGCGGCCUUGUGUUAAACAAUGUCAAAUAUGGAAUCUGGAUUGCUGGUAAGUUAACUAUCCUUGCAAUUCGACCAAUAUUUACCUUGAAUGCUAGGCAUAUCGAACUCUUCCUCAGUGACGGAUUCCUAGAUGGCAGCUGGGAUUAUGAAGCAUUAGGAGUCUGUAAUAUCAACAAGCGUGCUGAUGGUGCCUUUUGUGGUCUCUUUGACAUUAAGCAUCUCGAGGAUAGAGAUGCCUUCAAUGAAUCAUCGGUGGGGCCACAACGUAACAGGGAAUCAAAAGCCAUGCUUACCCUCCACGCGGUUGCAUUGAGAAUGACUCUGGAAGAGAAUGAAGGUCUUCAGAUUAAGUACCAUGCUAUGAAGUCUGGAAAGGAUGGUCAAAUUGUUGCGAUUCGUAUAUCCAACCAUUUCCACAGGAAAACUUGA
This is a messenger RNA of Striga hermonthica, 909 nucleotides long. The record is from the annotation of a GenBank genome assembly. Lineage: Eukaryota; Viridiplantae; Streptophyta; Magnoliopsida; Lamiales; Orobanchaceae.